Eriocheir sinensis (Chinese mitten crab) is the source of this 3322-nucleotide messenger RNA. RefSeq names its product protein rhomboid-like (gene stet). The record is from RefSeq and is a predicted model, not a curated record. The transcript is spliced from 6 exons. Gene Ontology annotation, molecular function: serine-type endopeptidase activity. Gene Ontology annotation, cellular component: membrane. Bases 830 to 1741 code for a protein of 303 amino acids. NCBI's taxonomy places the organism in Eukaryota, Metazoa, Arthropoda, Malacostraca, Decapoda, Varunidae.
UAGUUCCAGUUGGCGUGUGGUUGUGGUGGGGAGUGCACACACGCCUCUCUCCCUCUCUCCUGUCUUUCUCCUCCUGUUCGUGUGUUCCUUAUUGUGGCAGCCUGUUAACCUACGUGUACUACCUUUCCUUCCUCUUUGUUUUGUUUGGUGUUAAGUUUGUCCAUGUUAAACCCACGGACGCAGUCAAUCGCUCACUUGUUGUUUUGCUUGUUUUUGUUUUGCUCACCUUCCUCUUUCCUUUAUAUACCUGUUUUGUGUUGUGUUUUCUCACCGUUUGUUUGUUGGUUGGUUUGUCUUCCUGUACUGUUUGAUUCACCUUCCGUUUUUCUGUCCUUUUCGUGUGUAUUGUUUUGGUUUCAUUCUGUCGAUUAGUUUGUCUUCUGUUUUCUUUACCCCUUCGUUCCUCUAUCGUGUUUUGUUUUCCUAUUGUUUUGUUUUGUUUUUGGUUCUCCUCGUUUGUGUUAAGUACUAUAUAAGCCUACUGUGGGUUGUUGGUUUUGUUUGGCCUUAUUUAUUCGUGAGUGCGUGUCCUCGAAGUUGCACGCAUGGAAUGGAGAAAUUAAAUAGCCGUGACACUACUGGGCUGCUGCUGCCGUUGGUGAUACUACUCUGCCGAAGGAAAGUAGCAGUAGCAGGUGAAAAAAGCAGCAGCAGUAGUAGUAGCAGUAGCAGCAGAAGUCUUACGGAAGCCAGCAGAAGCGGUAACUUGCACAAAGGUCUCUUCUGCUGUUAAAUCGAUCGUGUAAGAGAAAAAUACGACGAUGAACAAAACGAACGAUACAGUGACGACAAUGAUGAGGACAAGUUUACGAUGGAAGGCAUUUCGUGAAUGAGCGGCAAGAGGACUCGAUCGUUCAAAUGUGCCGUUCAUCACAGAGAUCGCCAAGUCGCCUCUGAGAACGACUUCCACCUUCUCCUUUACGAACCCCCAAUCUUCAACAAAAUGGUUCGCCUCAUCGCGGACGAGUUCCUGACGGAGGAGCGCGACAGAAAGUACUACGCGGACCACUACAGGUGUUGGCCGCCGCCGCUCUUCGUCAUCGCCGUCACUCUAGUCCAGCUCGGGGUGUUCGCCUACUACACGAUCAUCACCGGCGAGAUGAACGUGCCGGGCCCCGUGGCCGUGGACUCGCCCUUCAUCUACAGACCAGACAAGCGGCAGCAGGUCUGGAGGUUCAUCUUCUACGCUUACCUUCAUAUGGGGUGGGUCCACUUAGCCUUCAACCUACUAGUGCAGCUGCUGGUGGGGCUGCCGCUGGAGAUGGUGCACGGCUCGGCCAGGAUAGGCACCGUGUACCUGGCGGGGGUGCUGGCCGGCUCCCUCGGUACGUCCGUCUUCGAUGCGGACGUGUACCUGGUGGGGGCGUCCGGCGGGGUGUACGCACUGCUCGCGGCUCACCUCGCUAACGUGCUUAUAAACUACAACAACAUGCAGUUCGGCAUCUUGAGGCUAAUCGGCGUCUUCUUUUUCGCGAGCGCCGACGUGGGCUACGCCAUCUAUGACAGAUACGCGCACGAGACGGCGGGUCUGCCCGUGUCGUACGUGGCGCACCUUACCGGGGCGUUGGCGGGCCUCACGCUGGGCUUGGUUGUCCUAAAGAAUUUCGAGCAGCGCCUACAUGAGCAGCUGCUGUGGUGGGUGGCGCUCGGGGUGUACGCGGCGUGCACGCUGUUCGCCGUGCUGUUCAACCUGCUGCACCCAUACCCCUACCUGGGCGUGGCUCAGGGGCUGCAGCUCUAAGUGGACGGUCUUUUUUGAGGUUCGAAGUGCCGAGUACCGGUAUAACAUUUCUCCCUUCUCUGUCUUGGACAUCAUGGGUGACUAUUCAUAUCUUUCCUAAUUCCACACUCCACAUACUAAGAAAGACUUUAAUAAUAGUCCCCAUUAUGCUGCCCACGUCAGAGGAGGAAGAAGUGAGAAUGUGUUGGUUUUACUUGACAAAUCGGCCCCCAAGAAAGAGAGUCUCUUAGGCGGCGUGCUGUGUGGGGCGCCGCUCUGUUCUGUGGCCCGCGAGCCGUGUGCCGCGGCCUGCCUGCCCCCUCUAUGGUGCUGUGACUCAAGCCAAAGUUCGUCUCCGCUCAUACUGGUGAAAGUGACCCUAGUGUAAGACGCCCAAAUCAAAGGUACCGCGACUACCUUUUUUUAAACUCAGAGACACGAAAGAAAGAACACAGAUAGUUAUUUAUUAUUAGUGUCAUAUUAUAGAUGAUUUUUUUCUGCCUCCUGUACAGUUUUACAAUUAUUAUUAAUAUCACAAUUAAUUAUUAUUAUUAUUAUUAUAUUCCAUGCUUGUUAUCUAUACAUAUUAAUACCUAGUCAAAACCCAACAUUUCCAAAGGAUUUUUCUUCUCUACCUCUAUUAUACAUCACCAUUAUCAUUACUAUUAUUAUUAUUAUUAUUAUUAUUAUUAUUAUUAUUAUUAUUAUUAUUGUCAUUAUUAUCAUUGCCAUUGUUUUUAUUGCCACUUUUUUAUUAUUUUGUCAUUGUAUUAUUAUUAUUAUUAUUAUUUCUUCAUCAUUAUCACGAAUCAGUUAAUAAGUAAGCAUCUUCCCCAAACAUUCAAUCAUUAUCUUCAUAGUAUAUAUUAUUAUUUCCCCGUUAGUCACGUCACGUCACGCCUCGCUCGCCGACACGCACGCACGUCACCCUCACACCCUCACACUCACCCACUCACCCACUCAUCCUCAUUGUCACGGUAACACUUAAUGGCUGCCCCGCCCGCCCCGACAAGCUGGGUGUGGUCAGGGUGGCCGUGGCUCUAGUCUCUCUCUGGUGCUUUCCCAAGACGAAAACACCAGCGCAUCGUCAGUCAUUCUCACGCCAUGCAGCAAAGGGGCGCCCCGGCUGGCGGGAGGGCAGGGAAAGGCGAGGGUGAAACAAGGGAAGGGUGAUGUAUGCCCCUCCUUCCCUUAGCCUAACCCUGUUCUGUAGCCUUGCCAGCCGCCCCACCAAAGCCUUUAUUACGUAUAGCUUCUCGGCAUUCAUUCAUAGUCCAUUCCUUAUUAUUAUUAUUAUUAUUAUUAUUAUUAUUAUUAUUAUUAUUAUUAUACACCUUUCUGAUAAUAGUAAUGUUCAUUUUGGUUGUCUAGUCUACUAUUCACUGGUUUUAUUUUAUUUAUCUUUUUGAAAUGUCUGUUGAUACCGUUGUUAUUUUUUUAUCAUUAUCAUUUCGAUUUCAGUCAGUUAACAACCACCUUCCUGUCGUGAAUGCAUAAAUGACAUAGAUGUAUGGUGUAUAUUUUUACGUUUUGUAUGUUUCUACAUGUCCAAAUACUGUGUAAGAAGAAUGUUAUUUAUAUCAGUAAAAUCUUUCUAUAUAA